AUGCAGAAAGAGGUACGUGCAAGACUUCAAGACGCUGAGCAGGCACUCAGAACCCUUGAGAUCCCAGUUCAAGGGUACCCUGGCCACAGUGCGAGAUUCUUUGAGAGUUUGUGGAACACACGAAAAGCCCAGCAGCUAGAUGCAAUGAACGAGCAGAAAAGUCGGAAGCAAGAAAUGAUUGCUCUGUUACUGGGGUUAGAGGAGGAUCUCAUAGGGGCUUGGGGAAUACAAGCGACGCGAAGGAGGGCCCGAACUGACGCUGACAACAACGACCUCAUGGCUCUACCAGCUACUGUAGCAGAUGUAGAAGAGCAGAUCAAGGGUGUGGCAACGGCCCUAGGAGGUCCUGCAUUUAGAGCUUUGGCUGGGGCAACUGACAGCAAAACUAAUGCACUGAUAGCCAUAUCUAUUGCACGAAGCAACCUUUAUGAGGCCAAAGUGGGCCUCAUCGAAUCUAGGCUAUGUCGUCAUCACAACACUGGGCAGCGAAAUGCACAGUACAAUGCGCGUCAGCACAGCAAGAAGACAGCAAACCUACGCGUGAAGUAUCAAACCUAUGAGCGCAAAGUUCAAAAGUACCAUACGGAUUUUCCGAGGGCAACACGCGUUCAACUCCCUGACCUUGGAAUGGUCAUGCAGAUGUCAUUAGACGAUGCUUUCUGGAAUCGGGGUGAGGUGAAUGAAGACGAGGAUGGUGAACAUGCGGACAAGUUUCGAGCAGCUAUAGAUGCAACUCUACUGCAAAGGAGUGCACUUGAGGAGCUGAGACGCAUUGCCAGGGAAGUCCGACAGAUGAUUAGUUGGGCAAAUGAAUAUUACGAACGAAUCAUGACAUUUAAGACACGGAUAGAACAAGGCAAGUAA
Molecule: messenger RNA, 864 nt
Organism: Melampsora larici-populina 98AG31
Lineage: Eukaryota; Fungi; Basidiomycota; Pucciniomycetes; Pucciniales; Melampsoraceae
Exons: 5
Coding region: 1-864 (287 amino acids)
Source: RefSeq, a predicted model, not a curated record